AUGGCAGUUAGCCUGAAUCGUGCUAAUGAAGAAAUAGCAAAAGAACAAAUCAUAACAAAUAAUCUAAGAGAACAAAGAUUAUUAAAAGAAAUAUCCAUACAAUCUACUAUCGAACACAGAAGACGUAGUAACGAAUGUUCAUCAUAUAAUAUUUUAUCUGUCGACGGCGGUGGUAUUCGUGGAAUAAUGGCUGCUAUUUGGUUACGUAUAUUAGAACUAAAAACGAAUCGAACAUGUUCAUCCAUGUUUCAGAUGAUGGCUGGCACAUCAACAGGUGCUAUUAUCGCUGCUGGUUUAUCGAUGCCUAAAAAACAUAGUCUAACAGAACCUGCUUAUGAUACUUCCGAAUUAGUGAAACUUUAUAGAACUCGUGGGGACGAUAUAUUUGUCAAAAAAGAGCGUGCUGUUUAUAGCCUUCGUAAUUUAUCUAUAUCAUUUUCAUCUAAAUAUUCUUCCCACGGUAAAAGAAAAAUAUUUGAACAUUAUUUUCGUGACACUUCAUUAUACGAAUGUUUAACUGAUAUUGUUAUACCAGCUGUAAGAAGUAGCGAUAUUUAUACUCAUUUAUUUACAAAAACUGGCCGCUUAAAUUCAACACCUUUAGUAGAUGUUCUAAUGGCAACAACAGCUGCACCUACUUAUUUUAAACCACAUUGCUUAAAUGGUACAAACUUCACUGAUGGUGGCGUGCAAAUGAAUAAUCCGACACUAGCUGCAUAUACAAAAGCUGUUGAAUAUGGCUAUGAGAAAGAAAAUAUAUUUGUACUAUCGUUAGGUACAGGUGAUUAUAUACAAGAGCCAUCACCUGUCAAUGCUCACUGGGACCUUCUACAUUAUAUAACACAUCACGAUGCCAUAGUUAAAGUUCUUCUUGAUAGUCAACAACAUAAUGUAGAUUAUCAUAUGAGUACUUUGAUGAAUGAUAAUCAUUAUUAUCGUUGGCAAGCAUGGUUUGAAGAAUCAAUUAAAUUAGAUAGCUGUGAACCAGAUAUAUUGGAAAACUUGGAAAAUAUAGCAUAUGAAUAUUGGGAAGAAAUGGAAUUAUAUGAUAAUAAUAGAUUAAACAGAUUGAUUGAACGUUUACGAUAUGAAUAA
Molecule: messenger RNA, 1095 nt
Organism: Rotaria sp. Silwood1
Lineage: Eukaryota; Metazoa; Rotifera; Eurotatoria; Philodinida; Philodinidae
Source: the annotation of a GenBank genome assembly